AUGCAGCCUGCACUAGUUUAUGUUGCUCGACGUCGAGAGGAUAGAGACGUCCCUAAUAUGAUCACGGAUACGUUUUUUAUUUUUGAUGCUCCAUAUACUACUUUAAUAGACAUAUGUUCUACACACUUCUAUGUAGCUAGUUUUGUUUCUAAGAACUUGGGGAUUUUAGUUGAGUGUACUACUGGUGAAAUUAUUGUACUGAGUCCAUUGGGGCAGUCUGUUUGGGUAAAUAGACUUUAUAGGAAUGUUCUGUUGGAAGUACAAAGGGUUAUGUUUCCGGCAAAUCUGAUAGAGCUACUGUUUUGGGAGUUUAACUUAAUUCUGGGUAUGGACUGGUUUGUUCUGAGGACCGAGGAUGAUCAAGAGGUGGUUGUGAUUGGCGAGCGUCGAGUUUACUUGUCUAAGGACUCUUCUGUCAAGGAUAUCAGAACAGUUAGGGAAUUUUUAGGUGUUUUUCCUGAGGAGUUACCGAGUUUACCUCUGAAUCGAGAAGUUGAGUUCGGCAUUGAGCUUCUUCCAGGUAUAGCUCUGGUGUCCAUCAAUCUAAACCGCAUGGCACCGAAAGAACUUGUAGAGCUUAAGGCUCAACUUCAAGAGCUUCUGGAUCAUGGUUUCAUCUGUCCUAAUGUGUCUCCGUGGGGAGCACCGUCGUAUCUGGAUCAGUUCGUAGUGGUCUUCAUUAAUGAUAUUCUGGUCUACUCUAAGACUGAGGAUGAGGAUGAUGAGCAUCUUAGAAGGCAUUAUCUGUACGGUGAGAGGUGUAUCAUCUAUACUAAUCACAAUAGCCUCAAGUACCUCCUUACUCAGAAGGAGUUGAAUCUUCGGCAAUGUCGAUGGAUUGAGUUGCUUAAGGAUUAUGACUGUACGAUAGAGUAUCAUCCUUGUAAGGUCAAUGUGGUGGCCAAUGCUGUUGAUAGUGGCAGUACUUUUGUUUUUGGACUGAAUAAGGAUGGAGUUGUGUGUUUUCGAGGGUGGGUUUGUGUACAGAACGAUUAUGAUCUAAGACAGUCGAUUCUGAGGGAAGCGCAUAAUAGCCCUUAUGCUAUGCAUCCCGGUUGCAAUAAGAUGUAUCAGGAUCUCUGUGAACUGUAUUGGUGGCCGAGAUUCAAACGUGAGAAAAUAGAUUUUGUUACUCGUUUUCUAACGUGUCAGCAAGUUAAGGAUGAGCACCAGUUGCUUCUGGUAGUUGAGAGGAUUUUCUACCGUUAUCUGAGUUCGCCUAAAAUAACAGUUUCCAUUCUAGCAUCCAGAUUGCACCUUAUGAAGCUUUGUAUGGUCGUAAGUGUUGUACUCCGCUGGAUUGAGUUUGGUGAACGACAAGUUUUGGGUCCUGAGUUGGUUUCCGAGACUGAAGAUAAGGUAUCUCCAUGGAAGAAAGUUCUGCGCUUCGGUCGUAAGGACAAGUUAAGCCCUAGGUUCAUCGGGUUAUAUCGGAUUCUGAAGCGUGUGGGAUCAAUGGCUUAUCAGUUAGAGUUACCUCAAAAAUUAGGUCGUAUCCAUGAUGUGUUUCACGUUUCAAUGUUGAGACGGUGCCGGUUUAACCCAUCUAACGUUGUCUUUGUUGAGGAGAUUGAGGUUAGACCGAACUUGAUGUUUGAGGAGGAGUCAGUUCAGAUUUUGGAUCGAGCUUUUAACAUUCUGAAGAGGAAGUCCACCUCGUUGGUUAACGUUCUGUGGCGGAAUCAUGGCACUAAAGAAGCCACGUGGGAACCUAAGAACUCGAUGUGUCACUAG
Gossypium raimondii (Peruvian cotton) is the source of this 1734-nucleotide messenger RNA. RefSeq lists its product as uncharacterized. The transcript has 8 exons. The record is from RefSeq and is a predicted model, not a curated record. NCBI's taxonomy places the organism in Eukaryota, Viridiplantae, Streptophyta, Magnoliopsida, Malvales, Malvaceae. The coding region runs from base 1 to 1734 and encodes 577 amino acids.